AUUCCUCUGAGUAGAUACCUCAACUUUCAAAGCUCCAGGAUUUCGUAUUCUUGUUCCCAAACUUCAACAGAUCAGAUCAGAUCGGUUUUAUUUUGUUCAUCAAAACAUGGCUACAACUUCCAUCCUAAGAAGGCUAGCGGGCAAAGUUGCUGUGAUAACGGGCGGCGCCAGCGGGAUUGGCGAAUGUUCGGCGAGUCUUUUUGCCCGGCACGGGGCGAAGGUGAUCAUUGCGGAUAUCCAGGACGAGCUGGGCCGCGCCGUGUGUGACGAAAUCGGAGACGACGUGUCCUACGUGCACUGCGACGUGAGACGCGAAUCCGACGUGGAAAACGCGGUGAACGCCGCCGUGUCCAAGCACGGAAAGCUAGACAUCAUGUUCAGCAACGCGGGAGUUCCCGGAAAGGGGGGAGAGUCAAUCCUCGACUCCAACUACGACAACUUCAGACACGUGUUCGACGCCAACGUGUUCGGAGCGUUCCUGUGCGCAAAACACGCGGCACGUGUCAUGAUCCCGGCGAGGAAAGGCAGCGUGAUUUUCACUUCCAGCGUGGCUUCGGUGACGUACGGCGACGUGCCGCACGAGUACUCGGCGUCGAAGCACGCCGUGGUGGGUUUGGCGAAGAAUUUGGGAGUGGAGAUGGGGAGGUAUGGGGUGAGAGUGAACUGCGUGUCGCCGUUCGGAGUGGCGACGCCGAUGCUGAGGGGUUGCAUAGGGAUAGAUGAGAAAGAGAAGGUGGAAGAAUUUGUGUGUGAGAUAGCAAACUUGAAGGAAGCUAAGAUGGAGGCUAAGGAUGUGGCAGAGGCGGCAUUAUACCUAGCAAGCGACGAAUCUAAGUACGUUAGUGGUAUCAACCUCGUCAUUGAUGGUGGAUAUAGCACAACCAAUGUUGCUCUCUCUCAAUCCUUCAACAAGCUAGAUUAAGAUGUCCUCAUAAAAAUUCCAAAGAAUGUAUCUCAAAAGUCAUGGAUUGUAAGUUCUAUGACAUCUUUAUUGUUAUUUGCUUGUUGGUUUAAAUUUUAUAUCAGAAGUUAAUUA
Molecule: messenger RNA, 1036 nt
Organism: Ipomoea triloba (trilobed morning glory)
Lineage: Eukaryota; Viridiplantae; Streptophyta; Magnoliopsida; Solanales; Convolvulaceae
Product: secoisolariciresinol dehydrogenase-like
Exons: 2
Coding region: 107-922 (271 amino acids)
Source: RefSeq, a predicted model, not a curated record